Molecule: messenger RNA, 1079 nt
Organism: Hydractinia symbiolongicarpus
Lineage: Eukaryota; Metazoa; Cnidaria; Hydrozoa; Anthoathecata; Hydractiniidae
Exons: 5
Coding region: 197-805 (202 amino acids)
Source: RefSeq, a predicted model, not a curated record
UUAGAUAAAUAAAAGAAUGAAAUAGCGAAACGUCAUUUCAUGUUUUUAUUUCUUUCAAAAGGAAUAUAAAGGCGAACGCGUCUGAUUCAGAAAUAGAAUAGUGGUUACAGAGUUUUCAAAAGCCUUUGAUUAUAAACUACAUCUGAAUCAAAGCGGAAAAUUUGAUUGAAUCAAAAAGACAAGUUUAAUAAUUACUAUGCGUCCACGUACUGUAUCUGCUGUUGAGCGACCAGCUGCAUCGAAACUUUUAACUGACGACGAUCGUCGAAAUUCACUGUGUGAAACACAUACCAACAAAGAAGAAUUCGUAGAAGAAAAGUUAGAAAAGUAUCGGAUAUUGCUGGAAAGGGAAUAUGAACUAAAAACAAGAAUGCUUCGCACUUACGCAGAGGCGAACAGAAGAUGUGCAUCAUGUUGUGACUGUGGAAAACAAAUUCAUGCAUCUAGUACACGAGAACAUUCCCUUUCUAACGUUUAUCGACAUCAAAACGAGGAAAGAUCGAGAAAUCGUUCUCGGAGACCGCUUUCAGCUGACAAUAUCGACAUGAAGAAUGCAUUUGCACUUCGCAAAAUUACGGCAGACGAAAAAGCUAACCGACGGAGAGAAAGCAUACGAUCACUUGAGCAGGAUUUCGUACGUGCUAGGUCAUUGAUGCGACGCUCAAGGAAGAUAUCAUCUAAUGACAGUUUAAACGAAUCGUUGAAUGAGAGCAGUGAACAGAUAGCUUCGUCGAGCGAAUCUUUGAAAGAUAUUCGGGAAAUCGAGGCACCAAUACGACAGAGACCCAUCUCAAGCUGCAUUUGAAUGGGAAGAUAGAGAUUUUUGUAAAUAAUACAUAUACAUAUAUAGUACAUUUUUGUACUGCUUUUUUCUGUAUUGCUUUUAAGUGUUGUUGAAAAAUAUGUUGUCAAAUUUGCACCUAAUGGACACCAACAUAAAGUCAAGAAGUGUUUCAUUUUUAUAGAAUAUUUUUGAUUUAAAAGCAUUUAAAUAAAUCAAUACAUUAAUUGUCUAUUCUGCGCUAGUCAUAUUAAAUUGAUGAAAAUACUUUUGAUUCACAGCACAUUGGCGAAGUUGC